UGAGAGCUGGGUUUGGCAAACCUGCAAGGGAAGCAUGAAUGCAGUUCCUCUGCUUUUUAUUAAUAGGUACAAAGGAACCCAACUUACAGAGGCACUGUUUUAGUGAUUUCUGAAUUCAUGGAUUAAAAAAAAUCUAGCAGCAAAAGAACCUGAAUUAAAGGGUGAGGGGAAAAUGUGGCACCACGUGAACAAAAAUAAACCCAGAAGCUGUCCUUGCUCUGCGGCAAAACUGCCCCUUCACCCCAGGCAGCCAGCGGCCGCAGCACUGAGCUGGCCUGUGGUUAAUAAUAAAUGGCUGUCAGCCCCACAGCUCCGGCCCCUCCGUCACGCCUUCUGCCAGGGCUGCCCCGGCACAGCUCCAGAGCCCACCCAGCCUCGCACACGUGACGGGGCCUGGAGGACUAUCCUUCUGUACAAGAUGAUUGCGAAGAUAACCUGUAGACUGGCAAAACACAUGUCCACUGAGACACACAGGACCACGCAGGUGAGAAGAUUUCUGCAUGGUGCUUAUUUCAGGAUUCAGCCCUCCAUACAGGAAGCCCUGGUGGAGGGGAGACCAGUCGUAGCCUUGGAGAGCACCAUCAUUACACAUGGCAUGGCCUAUCCUCAGAAUCUGAGCAUGGCCAGAGAGGUAGAAAAAAUUGUAGUGAGAAAUGGAGCAGUGCCAGCCACUAUAGGUAUUUUAAGGGGUCAAAUCCACGUGGGACUCACAGAUGAGGAACUUCAGUUCUUGGCAAGCAGUAAAAAUGUAGUUAAAGUGUCUCGGAGAGAUCUUCCUUAUGUCCUCAGCCAGGGCUUGUCUGGUGGAACUACCGUAUCCGGAACAAUGAUUGCAGCACACAAAGCAGGAAUCCAUGUGUUUGUGACAGGAGGCAUUGGAGGUGUCCAUCGGGGAGGAGAGAACACUCUGGACGUGAGUGCUGACUUGACAGAGCUAGGACGAACUCCAGUCGCCGUUGUAUCUGCAGGAGUCAAGUCUAUCCUUGAUAUUGGCAAGACACUUGAGUAUCUGGAAACUCAGGGGGUCUGUGUGGCUGCCUUUGGAGAGUCAAGGAUGUUCCCAGCCUUCUUCUCACACCAGAGUGGCUUCCAGGCACCGUAUAAUGUCCAGGAUGAAGAGGAGGCAGCUAAACUUAUCGCCAGCACUCUGGGGCUAGGCCUGAGCAGUGGCGUGCUGAUAGCAGUGCCCUGUCCCCAGGAGCAAGCUGCCUCGGGCCAGGUUAUUGAAGAUGCCAUCCAGCAAGCUCUCAGUGAAGCCAGGUCCAAAGGGAUUACAGGCAAAGAACUGACCCCUUUUAUGUUACAGAAGAUCAAUGAAUUAACCAACGGGAAAUCACUGGACUCCAACCUUGCUCUGAUCCAAAACAAUGCCAGAGUGGGCAGCUGCAUUGCAGUGGCCCUGAGCAAGCUACAGAAAGCCACGAGGAAGGGGAACUUGCCUCACAGAGGGGACACAACCCCACCUCAUCCAGUGGUGAUUGGAGGUAUCAACGUUGACUUUAUAGCCAAGGCGCAGAACUCUGUCAUCCUGGGCGGCGGGCAGACAAACGUUGGAAGAGUGAGACGAACUUUUGGCGGCGUUGGAAGAAACUUGGCAGACUGUUUAAGCCGUCUUGGGCUGACCCCUCUCUUUCUGUCAGCUGUGGGGAAGGAUGAACAUUCAGAGUCCGUCCUGCAAUACUGUCACCACAUGGACAUGAGUGCUGUCCUGCAGCUGGAGGGGAAGAGCACAGCCACUUACAGUGCUGUGAUCACCAGUGCUGGGGAGCUGAGCAUCGGUUUGGGAGAUAUGGACAUCCACCAGCAGAUUACAGAGCAAUAUGUGUCCCAGUUCAAGGAGAAUCUGUGCCAGGCCCCACUAGUUUGCAUUGAUGGAAACGUGCCUCUCUCCACUAUCCAGUAUGUCUGCCAACUCGCUAGAGAGCAUCAGCUAGCAGUGUGCUACGAGCCGACAGAUGAGAACAAGGCCUCUAAGCCAUUCCUCUCAGACAGCUGGAAAGCACUCACAUACAUUUCCCCCAACCUGCAAGAGCUAAGAGCAAUAAACCGGACUCUUGGGAACCCUCUGCCAGCAGAGGCACCAUCCAGGCUGGAGGACAUUAUCAAGAUGGCAACAGCCUUGGCCCGCCCUUUGCUGUCCCACCUGUGCUGUGUGGUCGUGACCCUCGGUGCUCACGGCGUCCUCCUGUGUGGCAGGAGCCUGGGAGAGAGCAUCUCUCUUCGCCCAGCACCACACGAGCAGAGCGCUGCUGCCGGCCUCUGUGCCAUCCACUACCCCGCCAUCCCCGUCAGCAGGGAGCAGAUAGUCAACGUCUCAGGAGCCGGUGACAGUUUAAUGGCAGGAAUUGCCGCAGGGAUGCUCGCCAACCACGACACAGACACCUGCGUCCGGAUGGGUCUGCUGGCUGCACGCUUGUCUCUCUGUUCCUAUGAGCCCAUUUCCCCAGAAAUCAGCACAACCACUGUCAGCCAGGAACAAGUCCAGAGCAAGCCCUGGCCAGAGGCAAAGGUAUGGAAGCUGGACUAGAUUGGCAUCGUUUUCUCAUCCAUCACCUCCUCGUGCACCCAGCAGUACUGUCUCCAGGAAUUAGGCCACGUUCUCAGUUUCAAGCUCAAAAGCUGACUAGAGGACUUGAGCUGCUGGUACACACUGCUUUUUGGGAGGUGAAGUGCCAAUGGAAUGCAUCUGGUAUCAACUUGUAUUGCACUGUUCAAUUUCAUGUUUUUCUGUUGUUGCUUCCUCUCUCUCUCACAAGUUACAGCAACCACAGCUUUGGUCUUCUGUCUGCAGUCUGCCAGUAGUUUAUCUCACAUCCCCAUGUAUGGGGAACACUCACCUAUUUUGGUUUGGUGUAAAACAUCAGGGAAGGAGGCCUCAGCCUAGGGAACUUCUUUGUAAAGAAAGGCUGGCUUCUGAUCUUCAGAUCUCACAUUUCCCUGAAGUUCCAGUCCUUCUAGAUGUUCUACUGAGGGGCUUCCCCUUCCUCUGCCUCACAUCACCGUUGUCCUCUACCAUGGUAGCUCCUGUGUCACUGACUCCCAGAUCUCCAGGACCAUGUCUUCAGGUGGACCCAGUAGCUACUUACCCCCAUUUAUCUCCAAGAGGUUUCACGGACCACAACCAGUGUUAAGCUGCAGCUGGCAGGGACAUAAUGCCGUAGGACAAUCUCACAGACCUUCCCAAGCUAGCCAGCAAGUGCUGCAUUUUCUUGGUCAUUUCCAUGGAGGAGGGGAAACACAACCCUUCUUUACAGAUGGCCACACAAGCUGUGUAGCUCAAAUGACUGUGCCACAUUUAUAGCUAGUCCAUGGCAAAGCCAGGAACAGAGCAAAACUUCCUUGACCCUGUUCAGGAUAGGGCUGCACAGCAAUCCCUCUGCUUUUAACACCUCCAGCAUCUUUAUUAGCAAGGACAGCCCUACUUAGGUCAGUUUGGUAGGAAGUCUUGCUACAAGCAAGUGGCCACAAGUUGGCAGAGCCAACUUGCCUGUGGCGGAGCCAUUCCCAUCCAGAGGUGAGGACAGUGGUCAAAAGAGCUACAGGGAACACCUACUGAGCAAUUACAAAUGCCCAAAUGAGGGCUUUAAAAGAUGAUGGAUGAAGGGUUCAUUGGGCUUUUCUCCCAUUCCAGCUCAGAGCCUGGCACUUUUCCAUCAAAUUUGGCUAGGGAUGGGCAAAGAGCUGAGAGGGUCUGAGGGCUGUGACAGAGCAAUGACAAAGUUCUGUCACAUCAGCAUUAUCUCUCCAAGGUAUCGUGAUAAAAAUACAGCAGAUGCCUUUACAGAGACCAAAGGGAUCCAUACACACAUUGACCAGCAGCCCCUCUUUAUUGAGGCCAUGUGUUGUUCAGCUGAAAUGCUGUGCUUGCACCAAACAAAUGUAUCCAUCACCAAGAGGAGCUGGGUGGCCUAGUGGGAGGGUGCCGGCCUGUUUGGGAGGGCAGGGAGGGGGACAGGCCCCCACAAGCAGCCUGGUUUGCUCACAGGAGAGGUGGGACACGGCAGGGGCGGGGGAAAAGAGCCGUGCGCCGGUGCUAUAAAAGUGACUUCCAACCAGCGCUGGGGAAGAGAGGCAGCUUCAACUUCAGCUCCUGUUCCCAAGCCUCACUGAGCAGAGCGUCCCCGAGCCAAGCCGGGUCCUGAGGAUGGAGGUCCGGGCGCUGACAGCUGCUGCCCUGCUGCUGGCACAGCUCUCCCUGGCCCCAGCACACAUAGAAGCACUGGGGGACUGGGCAGCCCUCCCAGCAAGGCAGCUCGGAGCUGGGGGCCCCACAAACAACCCUCAGCCAGCUGCAGAUGGAGAGGACAACCAUGCAGAUGGCAACCAUCCCCAGGCUGCAGCGUGGGAAGCUCUGGCAGCGCACCACCGCAGCUCUGGGGGUCCGGGCAAGGCCACGGGCAUUGGUGUGCAGGACUUCCUCAGCAGGCCCCGCAGGAGCCCACCACAGCCCUUCCACAGCAGGAGCCUGGGGCUGAGCCAUCACCUGAAGGGCUAUGGGAAGUUCAACACCGACACGCACUCCUGCCGUGGCAUCCAGAGCCGGCCCUGCCAGAAGCCCUCAGACUGCGGCGGCUGCCUGGGCCUCUACACCUGCAGGCCGCCCGGCACCUGCGGCCUGAAGGCCGUCUCCCGGCAGAGAGGGGGGUUCCUGCAGAGCAUCCAGGGGCAUGCCAUCCUGGAGCAACGCAGCUAAGCAUGAAGCUGGAGGGGCUGUCCUGCCGCUGAGACCAACAUCUCCUGCUUGAGUUUCAUGUUCAAUCCUUAAUUAAACAGCUGUAAAAUGUU
Messenger RNA from Numida meleagris (helmeted guineafowl), 4785 nucleotides. RefSeq names its product pseudouridine-metabolizing bifunctional protein C1861.05-like. Gene Ontology annotation, molecular function: pseudouridylate synthase activity; kinase activity. The transcript is spliced from 21 exons. The record is from RefSeq and is a predicted model, not a curated record. The coding region runs from base 173 to 2527 and encodes 784 amino acids. NCBI's taxonomy places the organism in Eukaryota, Metazoa, Chordata, Aves, Galliformes, Numididae.